UCGGACAGAAAGUCGCUGCUUCCGGGGUCGUCAAACACGCGUGGCAAAGAAUCGAGGCGGUUGUUAGCUGGUGUGUUAUAUAAUAAUGGGUAAAAUAAAAAAAUCUCGUAAUCGUGGUAAGUUUGAUUACAAUAAAAACAAAAAGAAGCUGAAAAAGAAGAUGAGAAGAAAGGACAAACCGCAAAUAGAGUGUCCUCAGAUACGCAAGGCUUGGGAUGAACACAAAACUGUAAAGCAAAAUCUAAAAGACAUGGGACUGUCACUUGGGACAAAGGGUAUGCUUCCUAUUAAAAACAGUAAGGAAACGGAAAGCAAACCAGCCGAGACAAAUGUAUUGAAACCCUACGUCAUUGAAGCAAUGGAGGAAGAGGCCAAUCUCCAUGGUCCGGGCAAAACCACAUGCUCCACUGACAUUAUUGAAUAUGUUCAAUACAUGGUGAAAGAAUACAAUGAGGAUUAUAAGGCAAUGGCAAGGGAUGAGAAAAACUACUAUCAGGACACACCAAAGCAGAUUAAACGGAAAGUGGAUUUUUACAAACGGUGUCAUCCUAAGAAAUAUGCUGCGUUCAUUGCGUCUCUGCAAUCUCAAAAGUCUUCGUGAUGUCUCAGCGGAGAACUGGUUUUAAACUAAUGGUCAGAAUAUCACCUUUGUAUCUGUCAAGUGUGUCUAAAGGAUGAGUGUAUACAUAGUAGAAACAAACUGUUGAAAAUCUUUUCUCUAUGACAACUUUCUUUAAGAAUGUUAACUGUUAAAUGAUGUGUAUAUGAAUCUAGCAAGCAACUUCAAUAUCUUCAGAAGUAUAAAUAUUACAUUUUGUACAUUGACUUAUUGAUGGGUAAGUUUAAUGUGUUUUGGCAAAAUAAAAAUAAUACACCGGAGUGAAAACAACUCUCCAAUACAAUGCAACAAAGACAAAAUCUGGGUUCAGUACAAGUUAACUUAAUGAAUUUUGAGUUGUGUUUUUUAGAGAGCAUUAUUGUGGUUACAUUUACAUUAAACAUGUAUUACUUAUUUUAAUGUUGUUAAUUGAAAUUACAGAUUUUUGCCCACAGUUUCAUAGAGCUACAGUAAAUUUGACUGCACCUAUUUUUUUUUUUCCCCCAAGAAAAUAAUUGUACCAUUAAAAAAAAAAGUUUUAAAAGUAUAGCCACAGGAUUUUGUAGGGAAAAAACAACAACAACUAGUCACAUGUUUUCUGCAUUCAACGUUAUGCCAAACAUGUUGAUGGAGCUGAACCCAGAACACUGAUUUAAGACACAAUAAUUAGAGAGAUUUGUUCAUAUUUGCAUUGCAGUAGUGCUUCUGUAGACAUCGUUGCUUCAUCACUGUUUCUCAGAAAUGUCAUGUGCUACAUGUACAUACUUUAAUAAAAUAUGCAUGACUGGUUGUGAACAAGAAGUCUGAAUCUUAUCAGCAGCUUAUUCAAGUAUUAUCAAAUUAUCAGCCUCACAGGAUUAUCAAAUGUGCAAGUGAGUUCUGAUUAAUCAGCAUUGCAAAACCCUCACUAUAAGACUAAAAGAAAUGCAUUUGAAUUCA
Molecule: messenger RNA, 1537 nt
Organism: Carassius auratus (goldfish)
Lineage: Eukaryota; Metazoa; Chordata; Actinopteri; Cypriniformes; Cyprinidae
Gene: nop16
Product: NOP16 nucleolar protein homolog (yeast)
Exons: 5
Coding region: 86-601 (171 amino acids)
Biological process (GO): ribosomal large subunit biogenesis
Cellular component (GO): nucleolus
Source: RefSeq, a predicted model, not a curated record